This is a messenger RNA of Manis javanica (Malayan pangolin), 5561 nucleotides long. RefSeq names its product FERM, ARH/RhoGEF and pleckstrin domain protein 1 (gene FARP1). The record is from RefSeq and is a predicted model, not a curated record. NCBI's taxonomy places the organism in Eukaryota, Metazoa, Chordata, Mammalia, Pholidota, Manidae. Gene Ontology annotation, molecular function: cytoskeletal protein binding; guanyl-nucleotide exchange factor activity. Gene Ontology annotation, cellular component: cytoskeleton.
GUCAUAAGAAAGGGACCUAGGGAAUUACACAUUUUUAUGGUCUGAAAAUGAGGCAUAAAUGACAGAAACACCUCAGGUUUUCAGGAGUUGGUCAACCAGGUGGCAGAUUUUCCAGGCCAGGAACCCCUGGCUUUUCAGGCAGAGGAAUUUUAGAAGUGCUUUCAGUGAGAUUAACUACACAGAACAGAAUGUUCAGGAGAGCUGGAAGGCAGCUGGGGGUUUCCCAGGCUCCUGCAGCUGGAGCCCUUAAGCCUGUCCUUUUCUCCCUUCUCCUGUAUUUACUCUUACUCUCUCAGAUUGCCUUUUUAAAAGUCAUCUUCCCUCAAAAAUGCUGACAGUAUUAAGAUAAUAAAACAGUGGCAAAUGUUAGAUUAUGAUCGUACAUAUGCUAAGAGCAGAACAACACAAACCUUAUUGUAGACAUAGUAAGAAGAUGAAAGAAACAAUGUUGCAAGUGGAAAAUGUUUGUCUCCCAAAGAGGGCCAGUGAAGAAAUGUCACUUUCCCAAUUGUCUGUGAGUUCUACAAUUGUUUGGUUUUAGUUGUAUGGCCUGGCACAGCACCUUGCUUGCUACCCAGUGUAGUCUCUGGACUAUCAAUAAACAUGGCACCGUGAGCUUAUUAGAAUGAUAGCAUGGCCAGUUUAGGCCAGAACCUGUGGCUUAACAAGAUCGCCAGGUGAUUCAGAUAUACUUGAAAGUUUAAAAAGCGCUGUCUAUGGCUAUAGAUCUCAAACCUGGCUAUGCAUUGGCAUCAACUAGAGAAUUUAAAAGAUACCAAUGCCUGGAUCCCAACCGCAGGAAUCCUCAUAAAACUGGUUGGCAUCAAGUCUGGGGUUCAGGUUUUUAAAUCUUAGGUGAUUGUAUGACUGACCAGUACUCUAAUUCAGUGGUUCUCAAAGUGUGGGCCCAGCACUCUCUUGGAACCUGUUAGAAAUACAAAUUCCCAAUCUCACUCCGACCCACUGAAUCAGGGCAUUUGGGGAUGGGUCUGACAUCUACUUGGAUUAAUCCUCCCAGGGACUCUGAUGCAUGCAAAAGUUGGAGAACCUAAUAAAGUAGGCCUGGGGUGGGGCCCAGGAAUUUAUGUUUCCUGAAGUUUUCAGGUCUGCCACUGCAGGUCUGAGAACCAACUUACAUCAGAGGUUUUGGGCCAGUAAUUCUCUGUGAUUUGCCAAACAGCUGGUUAGAAGAGAGGCCAGGAUCUGGCCCACUGUUUCUCCUCUCCAACCAACAGCUACACACCUGCUGUUUCUUCUUAGGUCUGAGGCCUAUAUGGCCGUCUCUUCUUCCACCUUCCCACAUAGGCCAGCAUUAAAAAAAUACAGCUCAGUACCUUAUACCCAAAAUCUUGCCGCUCCGUUGAAGCAGCUGCUCACAUUGGCUAGGCACAGGUACCCCUGAACUUGUAAUGCACCCUGUUCUUGUUUCAACCCACUUCCACAAGGGGUCUCUGACCCUCUGAAUUCAACUGUGGCUUCUGUGAAACUUGCCCUCCUGGCGUGAGAUCACUGAAUUCCUCUAAGACGCAAGAUGACCAGGGUUCUGGAGUCAGGGGCCUCCAGAGGCUUGUACCCCACGGCCUCACGAUCUAGCAUUUCUAACCUGCUGCUGCUCCUCAGCGAGGACAAGAAAGGGCGAGAACUGGGGCUCAGGAAGGGGGGAUGGAAAUGGUAAAGUGGAUGAUCCCAGGUGGAGGACAGGUACAGUGACUGUCACCCCCGCUUGGGUCCCUGCCUCCGCCAUCGAAUUCCGGAAACCCCCAAAAGCUAGGAAUAUGCGGACCAUCUCCUAACCCAUCCCACUCCUUUCCUCCCCACGGGGCAUUGCUCCUGUCCCCGGACUGGGGCGAACUGGGGUGGCAACUGUACUGGGAUUCACGGGGUGGAGGACGCUGGGCCCUGGAGAUGGAGGUGGCAACUGCCCCGCGGGAGUAAGUCCCUCGCAGCCCAGGGGAGUGCCGGAAGCCCGCUCUUGCAGCCCGGGAGGGGGAGGGUGCCCGUCUGUCUCUGCCAAGCCGCGCGACAACGCAGAGUCCUAGGUGGGAACACAGGUGGGGCACCCUUUUGCAUUUCCUCAACAAGCGACUUGCCAAGUCUGCGCCACUGAUCGACCCCCGCGUGCUCCUGGUUUAGCCGGUGCGCGGGUCUACCGCUCUCCUCGUCGCUUUCAGCCGCUGCAGGAUUGGCGUGUCCCUGGUGGCGCAGCGCACUCCCCAGCGCUUCCUGCGCUCCGUUUGGUGGCGCAGCACGGAGGGAUCGGCUCCGGGCCAAGGACCGAGUAAGAUUCUAAAUAAUCUGCCUCCAUCAUGGGAGAAAUAGAGCAGAGGCCAACUCCAGGAUCGCGACUGGGGGCCCCGGAGAAUUCGGGGAUCAGUACCUUGGAGCAUGGACAGAAACCGCCCCCAACACCAUCAGGAGGAAAACUCAUGUCCAUCAAAAUCCAGAUGCUGGACGAUACCCAGGAGGCAUUUGAAGUCCCACAAAGAGCCCCAGGGAAAGUGUUGCUGGACGCAGUCUGCAACCACCUCAACCUCGUGGAAGGCGACUACUUUGGCCUCGAGUUUCCCGACCACAAAAAGAUCACGGUGUGGCUGGAUCUCUUAAAACCUAUUGUCAAGCAGAUUAGAAGGCCAAAGCACGUUGUUGUUAAGUUUGUGGUGAAAUUCUUUCCACCUGACCACACACAACUCCAAGAAGAACUCACAAGGUACCUGUUUGCUCUGCAGGUGAAGCAGGACCUGGCUCAAGGCCGGCUGAUGUGUAAUGACACCAGCGCUGCUCUCUUAAUCUCACACAUUGUUCAAUCCGAGAUUGGGGAUUUUGAUGAAGCAUCAGACAGAGAGCAUUUAGCAAAAAAUAAGUACAUACCUCAGCAAGAUGCACUAGAAGACAAAAUCGUGGAAUUUCACCAUAACCACAUUGGACAAACACCAGCAGAAUCAGAUUUCCAACUCCUGGAGAUCGCCCGUAGGCUGGAGAUGUACGGGAUCCGGUUGCACCCGGCUAAGGACAGGGAGGGCACUAAGAUCAACCUGGCUGUGGCCAACACGGGGAUUCUCGUGUUUCAGGGUUUCACUAAGAUCAAUGCCUUCAACUGGGCGAAGGUACGGAAGCUGAGCUUCAAGAGGAAGCGCUUUCUCAUCAAGCUCCGCCCAGAUGCCAAUAGCUCGUACCAGGAUACCUUGGAAUUCCUAAUGGCCAGUCGGGAUUUUUGCAAGUCUUUCUGGAAAAUCUGUGUGGAACAUCAUGCCUUUUUUAGACUUUUUGAAGAGCCCAAACCAAAGCCAAAGCCCGUUCUCUUUAGUCGAGGGUCAUCGUUUCGGUUCAGUGGACGGACUCAGAAACAGGUUCUCGACUAUGUUAAAGAAGGAGGACAUAAGAAAGUGCAGUUUGAAAGGAAACACAGCAAGAUUCAUUCCAUCGGAAACCUUGAUCCGCAGCCUGCAGAGCUGAAUCCAGAAGUGCCAAAACAAGCCCAGCAGAGUGCCAGCCUCACACCCGGAGAAGGUGCCGAGUCCCCCUGGGCCCAGAGCGGCCAGCCAGGACAGGAACUGAAAGCUGCCGCCGAGGAGUGUGGGCGGCCGCGGAGCCCCUCUCUGCAGAAGAGCCCCGCGGGUAACAAGAAGGCGGAUGGAGCCGUCCAGGCGCCGGCCGAGGAAGAGGAGGAGGUCGUUAAGGAUAGGACCCAGCAGAAUAGAGCCCAGCCCCCGCAGCCAAGCACAGGCUCCCAGGCCGGUAGCCCUCACCUUUCAGAGCUGUCCAUCAACUCACAGGGAGGAGCUGUGCCCACCAACGUCAUCCUGUCUCCCAACCUGAGCCCGGACACCAAGCAGGCCUCUCCCUUGGUCAGCCCGCUGCUGAACGACCAGGUGUGCCCUCGGACCGACGACGAGGAGGAAGGCCGGAGAAAGAGAUUCCCAAGUGACAAAGCAUACUUCAUGGCGAAGGAAGUGUCUACCACUGAGAGAACAUAUCUGAAGGAUCUCGAAGUCAUCACUUCGUGGUUUCAGAGCACAGUGAGCAAAGACGACUCCAUGCCCGAAACAUUGAAAAGUCUCAUAUUCCCGAAUUUUGAACCUUUGCACAAAUUUCAUACAAAUUUUCUCAAGGAAAUUGAACAACGACUCGCCCUAUGGGAAGGCCGUUCAAAUGCCCACAUCAGAGGAGAUUACCAAAGAAUCGGAGAUGUCAUGCUGAAGAACUUCCAGGCCAUGAAGCCGCUGGCGGCUCACCUGUGGAAGCACGGCGAGGCUCUGGAGGCCCUGGAGAGCAGCGUCCGGAGCUCCCGGCGGCUGGAGGGCUUGUGCCGAGACUUCGAGCUGCAGAAGGUGUGCUACCUGCCCCUCAACACCUUCCUCCUGCGCCCGCUGCACCGGCUCAUGCACUACAAGCAGGUCCUGGAGCGGCUGUGCAAGCACCACCCGCCCAGCCACGCCGACUUCAGGGACUGCCGAGCUGCUUUGGCAGAGGUUACUGAAAUGGUUGCACAGCUUCACGGUACGAUGAUCAAGAUGGAGAAUUUCCAGAAGCUGCAUGAACUCAAGAAAGAUCUGAUUGGCAUCGACAAUCUUGUGACUCCAGGAAGGGAGUUCAUUCGCCUGGGAAGCCUCAGCAAGCUGUCCGGGAAGGGGCUCCAGCAGCGCAUGUUUUUCCUGUUCAACGAUGUCUUGCUGUACACGAGCAGGGGGCUGACGGCCUCAAAUCAGUUUAAAGUCCACGGGCAGCUUCCGCUCUUUGGCAUGACCAUAGAGGAGAGUGAAGAUGAGUGGGGCGUGCCCCACUGCCUCACGCUCCGGGGCCAGCGGCAGUCCGUCGUCGUGGCCGCCAGUUCUCGGUCCGAGAUGGAAAAGUGGGUUGAGGACAUACAGAUGGCCAUUGACUUGGCAGAGAAAAGCAGUGGCCCCGCCCCUGAGUUCCUCGCCAGCAGCCCCCCGGACACCAAGUCCCCGGAUGAGGCUGUGGCGGCCGACCAGGAGUCGGAGGAUGACCUCAGCGCCUCGCGCACGUCGCUGGAGCGCCAGGCCCCGCAGCGCGGCAACACCAUGGUGCACGUGUGCUGGCACCGGAACACCAGCGUCUCCAUGGUGGACUUCAGCGUCGCUGUGGAGAAUCAGUUGUCUGGGAACCUACUGAGGAAAUUCAAAAACAGCAAUGGGUGGCAGAAGUUGUGGGUGGUGUUCACGAACUUCUGCCUGUUCUUCUACAAGUCACACCAGGACAAUCAUCCCCUGGCCAGCCUGCCUCUGCUUGGAUACUCCCUUACCAUUCCCUCAGAGUCUGAGGACAUCCACAAAGACUAUGUGUUCAAGCUGCAUUUCAAGUCCCAUGUGUACUACUUCAGGGCUGAAAGCGAGUACACUUUCGAAAGGUGGAUGGAGGUGAUUCGAAGUGCUACCAGCUCGGCCUCACGUGCUCACGUUCUGAGUCACAAAGAAUCUCAUGUAUACUGAUGUCAUGACCCGUUUGAUUGGUUCAGCAGCGGCUGCUUUCCUGGAAGACAUUUACUUUCUUCUGUAUUAAUGAAGCCCUAGUAAAAUUAACACCCGUCUGGAAAACAAAAA